Molecule: messenger RNA, 201 nt
Organism: Prunus armeniaca (apricot)
Lineage: Eukaryota; Viridiplantae; Streptophyta; Magnoliopsida; Rosales; Rosaceae
Source: the annotation of a GenBank genome assembly
AUGAAGAGUGGAAGGAACACACAGACUCUGAUGAAUCCAAUCUCUGCCAAGCAAUGCAUUGUAAGUGGUGGAAGUAGUAUCUACCACAAAGAAUGCAACCUUCAGCUUCUUGCUUCCUACCAAGACAUCUACAUCCAGAAUCCCAAGGGUUUUGGUGAUGCCCCCUGCGAAGUUGGUGACGGUCAGGCGGGUUGGGAUUAG